AUGUCAUCACUUUUUGCUACAUCUACUGUUUCAUAUGGAAAAGGAGGUAAAAGUUGUAUAAAAGUUGGAAUUCGUAUUCGACCUCGAAGUUCAAAAGAAAUAGAAAAAAAUGAUCCAUCAGUGCUUCGAAAUGUAGGCUCAUCAAUUAUGUUAGCUGAUGGUGAAAAAGAAAAAAAGUUUUCUGGAUAUGAUUUUGUAUUAGAUGAAUCUGUGACACAAUGUCAAUUAUAUAAAAAAAUGGUAGCAGAAUAUAUUCCUCAACUGUUAUCUGGAUAUAACUGUACAAUAUUUGCUUAUGGACAAACUGGAACAGGAAAAACUUUUACAAUGGAAGGUAAAUGUGACAAUUUAGAUGAAGAUGGUACUUUUAAAUGGGAUUCUAAUAACAGUGCUGGUGUUACAUCAAGAGCUAUGCAACACAUAUUUACUAUGCUUAAUAUUCCUACAUGUACUCGAAAAAGUAUAACAAUAACAUAUGUAGAAUUAUAUAAUGAAGAAGUAUAUGAUUUACUUGGAGAUGAUAUUUCAAAAAAGUUAAAGAUUUUUGAUGAUGCACAAAAUUCAGGGAGUGUUUGUAUUAAAGAUGUCAAAGAAUAUGUAGUGAAUAAUAUGCGAGAUGUAUAUAAACUACUUAAACAUGGUGCUUCAAUGCGGCAAACAGCUGCCACUGCAAUGAAUCAACGAAGUUCUCGUUCUCACGCUGUCUUUACAGCUAUUGUUGAUUGGGAUGAAACUUUAGGGCAAGAAGUAACAACCAGGAGAGGAAAAAUAAAUCUUGUCGAUUUAGCUGGAUCUGAAAAUAUUGGAAAAAGUGGAGCAACUAAGGGAAGUGCUCGUGAAGCUGGUAAUAUUAAUACAAGUCUUCUUGCUUUAGGACAAGUUAUUAAUGCUUUAACGGAAAGAAGUUCACAUAUUCCUUACAGAUCUUCGAAAUUAACAAGAAUUCUCAAAGAUUCACUUGGAGGAUCAGCAUUAACAUGUUUGAUUGCCGCUAUUUCUCCAACAAUGUCUAAUAAAGGAGAAACUAUUUCAACUUUAGAGUAUGGAUUAAAGGCAAUGAAUGUUGAGAAUGAUAUUCGAGCUAAUAUUAAAGCACGACGUGAUCAACUUUUCUCAACAUUUAGUAUUAUGAAUGAUUAUAUUCGAAGAAUUAACGGGUACUUUCGUGAUGCUGCUUUAACAACAAAUCGAAGUAAAUUGCUUUCGCUUAUGGAUAAAGAUUUAUUCUCUAAAAUUGAUAGUCUUAUUUUAAAAAAAGAUGAUCUUUUCGAAGAAGCUCAUAUAUGGUUUACUACUAAUACAGAGGCUUUAAAUAAUUUUGAAGAAGAAAUGAAUGAACAGGCAAAAAUACUAAAUGACCGUGAAUUUGCUGUCAUGGCUUUAAAGUUUAAAAUGGAAUUAUUGGAAGAUGAAAUUCAAGAGGAACUAAACAAUAUUGAGAAGUUAAGUGAAAAAUCCAAGGAGAUGCUAGUGAAUUCACAAAAUUGUCACGAUACAUUAUCUAGUAAAAUUCUUUUUUUGGAGGAAAAGUGUUGUCGUGGGCAAGAACUUUUUAAAAAACAAAAAAACUUUUUUAAUCAAUAUGCUCAGGAAAUUCAGCAUAAAUUGAAUGAAUGUGAAGAAUUAGAAAAAGUAACAAUCUCAAAUAUUGAUAAUAAAUUAAAAGAAUUAAGAGCAGGUUUAACAACUGAAAUUGAUAGUAUAGCAGAGAUAAAAAAUAUUGAGACAAAAGAAAACAUAGAAUCUGCCAACAAAUUGCUUGACUCAGUUACAAAUGUAAAGGAUUCAAUUGUCAAAGUUUUAAAUUCACAGGACAUAAUAUUAGAGUCAUUCAAAACAAAUAAGGAUAAAUUUGAAGCUAGUGUUGAUGGUAAGUUUCAAGAAUUAAAGGCAAUACAAAAUUAUACUACGGAAAUACAAUUUGCUUGUGAAGGAAAAUUAAAGGAAAAUAUCGCCAUUAACGAAGAAAUUAAUUUGAUUGAUAAAUACUCUCAGGAAAUUAAAUCCUUAAUUAAAUCUCCAGAAAAAUCAAAAGCUGCCAUUGAAUUAGAAAAGUAUCUUUCUGAAAUAGAAAAUUUUUAG
Molecule: messenger RNA, 2082 nt
Organism: Strongyloides ratti
Lineage: Eukaryota; Metazoa; Nematoda; Chromadorea; Rhabditida; Strongyloididae
Product: Kinesin-like protein KIF11
Exons: 3
Coding region: 1-2082 (693 amino acids)
Biological process (GO): microtubule-based movement
Molecular function (GO): ATP binding; plus-end-directed microtubule motor activity; microtubule binding
Source: RefSeq, a predicted model, not a curated record